UUCCUGUGAUGUCAGGCCAGGGAGCUUCCUGAUUGCAGCUACUCUACCCUAUACAAGUGCUGAACGAGGAUUUUGCAAUACCAUUUAUUACACAGUAGAGCAACCGUCACUGUGAAGCAGCCCUGCAGUGCAUCGUGUCUUACCUCUGGUCUAGACGAGAAGUACAAUGGAAGUUCUAAAACCAAGUGAAUACCCGACCUCCAGAGCGGCAGCUGUGGCUGUGAACUGCAUUAACUACUCACUAGGGGGGCCACACCGGCUUUUUGAACAGCAGGACGUGACAAGUGCUUACAAGGAGAGCAUUGAAGGAGAAGGCAACAAAUAUUACUUGGAAUUUGCCAUAAAAGAUGCCCUGAAUGAGGAACCGCCCAUAAACUGUAUGGUUGAGGUCCUCUACUACACAAAUAAGCAGCAAACUGCUCCUAAUGUGACAUACACACUACAGGCCGAGCCAAAGAACUACACCGAGUCAAAAGACAAAGAAUUUUACAACAGGAUGAAGAGUCGCUCAGAAACACUGUUUGCCGAGGACAUUCCAGACAAAUACGGCAACGUUGCACCCGACAUGGAGCCCAUACUGCACCUGGCGCUGGCCGCUUGUGAUUUUGUCAAGUGGCAAAACUCUACAGAACAGACAUUCUACAGGAUGGCCGUCAUUAAAAGCGUUAAACAGGUGAAAAGGGACGAUGCUGCCCUGGAAUUCCAGUACAACAUGCUGAUCCACGAGAUGGUUUCACAGAACAUUGAGCCAUGGUUGAUAGAAACUGUAUGGGACCCAUCAGAAGGGUUAAGAGUCAAAAAUCAACAACGUCUACCAAAAAUCAACGCAGAUAAGAACAGCAGCUGACAUACACGAGCUCAGAAGACAUCCAGAACAUUGCAUAUACCACACAAUACUCACGGAACAGAUCUGGCAAUGGUCUCCCUGAAGGCAACUUUAGGUUUUCCCAUAGUACAAGGACAAUCAUAUUCUCUUUCCAGCCGCUGAAGAAUAAAAUAAUUAGGGAAAACAUUUACUAAUAAAUAUAUUCACCAA
This is a messenger RNA of Bufo bufo (common toad), 1036 nucleotides long. RefSeq names its product latexin (gene LXN). The transcript is spliced from 6 exons. Gene Ontology annotation, molecular function: metalloendopeptidase inhibitor activity. The coding region runs from base 167 to 847 and encodes 226 amino acids. The record is from RefSeq and is a predicted model, not a curated record. Lineage: Eukaryota; Metazoa; Chordata; Amphibia; Anura; Bufonidae.